AUGCUAAAUGAAGAGGACAAUAACAAUUACAGCAGACAGUGCCCAGGACCCAAAAGGCUUGGAGUUACUUUCCUGGCAUCAGAAUGGGGAUCAAGCAAAGGAGGCCUCUCCACCUUAAACAGGGAAUUGGCAAUAAACAUCGCAAAGGACCCAAGAAUUAAGGUCAGUUACUUUGUUCCAAGUUGCAAUGACGAGGACAAGACAGCAGCUCAUAGUCAUAAAAUAGAACUUAUAAAGGCAGCAAGGCGGCCCGGCUUAGAUGAGCUGGAAUGGCUUAACUUUCCACCAAAGGAUUUGCAAAUUGACGUAGUAGUUGGACAUGGUGUUAAACUUGGCCAUCAGGCACAAAUUAUCAGGGAGUCCCACGAAUGUAAAUGGAUUCAGGUUGUCCAUACAGACCCUGAGGAACUAGGGAUAUAUAAAGAAUAUCCCAAUCCAAUUUCGAAUGCUCAGAAAAAGCAUAAAACAGAGGUAGAACUUUGCGAACUAGCUGACUUCGUUGUACCAGUUGGCCCCAAAUUGUACAAAGCGUUUCAUUCUUAUCUCGCCUCGUGUAAGAAAGAGCAAUGUUUCUUCCAAUUUACUCCUGGAAUUCUAACAGAAUUCUCUGAAUUGAAACAAAGUCCAGAAAAACGAGAAGUUUGUAAAGUAUUGUGUUUUGGUCGUGGAGAUUCGGAGGACUUUAAAUUAAAAGGAUUCGAUAUAGCAGCUCGAGCUGUGGCUAAGCUGAGUCAUUGUAUUCUGUUAUUUGUUGGUGCUGCGGAGGACAAACUCGAAGAGACACGAACACGUUUCCUCGAUUUUGAUAUCCCUCCCAAUCAGCUAAAGGUGCGAGCGUUUUUGGAUAGCCGGGAAGAUUUGGAAAAGGUAUUUUGCGAAGCAGACCUUGUUGUUAUGCCCUCGAGAACUGAAGGCUUUGGUUUAACGGGUCUUGAGGCCUUGUCAGCCGGUCUGCCUAUUCUUGUGAGUCGAAAAUCAGGAUUUGCAGAAGCUUUGUUGGAAAUACCAUUUGGCCGGCAUUUUGUGGUUGAUUCAGAUGAUCAAGAUCAGUGGGCCAAAGCAAUUGGGGACGUCUGCAACAACGACAGAAGCAGACGACUUGAAGAGUGUGAAACACUGCGAGACUCCUACCAGAAAAAGUACAGUUGGAAAAAACAGUGUGAAUCUCUCAUUGACAAAAUGAUCAGCAUCACUCUUAACGGUAUGGAUGUAAGCUUAGCUGAGAUGAUCCAAUGCUAUGCCAAAAGGCAUUCCGGCGCACUGUGGUCAUAAGUCUCCCAAUUAGUUUAACCAAAACAGCCAGGAAUAUUUUAAUUAACUUUGAGGCAUCUUUCUCCUUUCCCUAUAAAAAUUUAAAGACCAUUUAUACUCUUGGGUAGAGAUAGCCAUUAUCAGGGUUAAUUUUCCCUAACAAAAAAGUAACACACUGCAAUGUGAAAGAUUGAUUUGUGGCACAUAGAGAUGUAUGAAACCUUUAUGGGCUCGUUUAGCAAAUUAUUUGUCAGCGGCCACUUAAACCCCAAACCUCUAAAUCGUUGCAUAGCUAAUAAAAUAAUUAAAAUGUCGCAUAUUCUUCAAAUAGACAAACCCGAAGAUUGUGGGUGUGCAUCAGAAAAGUCCACAUUGCCUCACCAGACGGAAGUCAGUAACGGCCUUUGUUCAGGUACCAUACUCUUUAAGUGCCCCAUUUUUGAAAACUAUAAAUACAUAAUAAUUAUAAUAACAAUAAUGAUGAUAGUAAUAAAAUACUUGUAAUAACUCAUACUCUGGAGACUGGUAUCUAGUAUUAAAUUCUGACUUAUCAGAUUGAAGCAUUGAAGUGUCGAAGAGAGAAAUUGGGGAAAUUGAUUAAAUUUUGGUUCGAAGAGUGGCACUGAAAUUUUACUCCAAAUUCAUAUCACUGAUAUACCAGCAAAAUCCCUCUUCAACCAAAUAAUUAUUGGUCCGAUUUCACAUACACGUUUGUUAUACAAUACCAUCGGUACGCCGUGUAUUCCAUGUAAUAUAAAGAGUAAAAUUUCAGAAUUUUCCACGGGAAUGCCCAGUGGUUCUAAUUUAUCCUAUGCCACAUAUUACCGGAGAUUAUCGAAUGAUCUCAAUGGUUUCUUCAAAAGGGUUAGUACAAAGUAAUAAAUAAAAUGGAUAUGUUCAAAAUUAUAAAAGUACAACCGUUUGGUUGUAAAAUUCUCGCAAUUUCUUUCUCUGUCGUUACCUUUCAUUUCUUUUCUUGUUGCCUUUAAACGUCUUUGUGUCGCAGGAAUUCCAGACUUUCGAUAGGUAAUAAGUAGGUCUCUAUUCUCUUUCGUCUGCUUUCCUCAGUUCUUUAUGGGUAGAGUCUGGCAACAGAGAAAUAAUAUUUGAUGCGGAGGUGCCAUUCUCUGUUCACUAAUAAUUUUAGACUUUCGAUAGGUAAUGAGUAGGUCUCUAUUCUCUUUCGUCUGCUUUCCUCAGUUCUUUAUGGGUAGAGUCUGGCAACAGAGAAAUAGUAUUUGAUGCGGAGGUGCCAUUCUCUGUUCACUAAUAAUUUUCUGUUAUUUGUUUUCUAUAAAAUAUGUAGUGUGCCACAGCCUCCCGGCGAGUCCGCUUUUCAUAAUUUAUUUAAAAGGAAAGUGAUAUUUUUUUAAGUAGCAACGUUCUAAUUGUGUUUUCGCCUGGCUUUUUGGAAGUCAGUGCACAUUUAGCUCCAGGUAGAUUGCCCAUCCACAUAAGACUUAGAUGCGCUACAUUUCAAGAGGCAGAGAGCAAAGAUGCUGCGCAACAAGAAGAAGCCAAACAUCUCCUGAUGUGUGAGAUGACAAAACACUUUCUCGAGAUACAUGCAGCUAAAGUCCCUUCUGAAAAAUUCAAUCAGUCUCUCUCUUACUACCUACAAGGAGUACACGACACGAUAAUAAGAGAAGCAGGCGAGGGGAGCUUGCGAAUUGUAGUCGAAUGUAGGACAUUGGAAAUUCUUGAGCGUCUGUGGGAUGACUAUAAUUCCGGUCACCUGAAUGAAGUAGCGGAAGAACGCCUUUUAACGGAUGAGAUAAAGAAAAAAUAUGAAGUGGAAUCAAUAGAACUGGAAACGACCAUUACUAUGGAGAACUACCUGGCUUGCAAACUGUCAUUGACAGGUACUUCAUCUUAUAGUUAAAACUCCCCAAGAAGACAGGUUUUAAGGUUUAAUGCACUUAGGGCUUAGGAAAAUGACUGUCAAAAAGAGGGUAAUCAGUGUAAUACGGCACAGCGCUUCUGAAUGGCGGGUGGGAUUGUUAUCUGUAUAUAAAUUUUUUGUUUGUUACUAUCUUGCCAGCAAAACAAACCAACCUGUCAAUAGGAACGUGAGAAAUCUUACGAGCAAAGCAGUUAGUUCAAUGGAAAGUAAGGGAUCGAGCAAAAUGGCCUUGGUGCAACUUUAAACUGAAAAAAAUAAUCUCACCAAAAUUUUUCAAAGCUCAUCCUUUACGGGUGCACCCUUAUUUACCAUCUAAUACUCCGGUACAUUGUUACCAGAAAAAAAAUAUUAUCAUGUAUACCCAUGGAUACUCAAAAUCAACGAUUUUAUCACAGUUCUACCGACAUUUAUCUGUCUGAAACGAACAAAAAAGACAAAACAAAAAGCAGACGAACGAGGCGACAGAAAUAAAACAGAAAAAAAUGAAGAUGAAUUAAAAACUUAGGAAUGGUUAUUAAACGAGAACAAAGUUGCUGUUUUUGUAUACUUGAUGAGGAAGUUUUAACCCUUAGUAAUUCUCCUUACUACCAUACAAUUCUUUGAUGUUUUCAGAGAAAAAAUUAAAUAAUUGAUAGAUUCUCAUUCCCUGCUUGAUAUUGUAUUCAAUUGUAAGGGAAAAUGUCUUGGUCACUUGUGGGAGUUUUAAGAAAUGAGUUUCUUGCCCUCUGGGAGAGGUCCGCUAAAGUAGGAAAUGUCUCAGUUUGAGUUUUGCGAAAUGAACUUGCCUUCUGGUCAAGAUUCGGGGGUUGAGGUUCCCGAGUCGCGAGUAGAGGUCGCGAGUAAAGUUUCCUCAAAAUUAUCAGACCCAAAUAUGAAGCUCAAAUCGUUCACCGAAAAAAAAGCAAAAAAGUAUAAAAAAAAAAUCGAGGAUCAGCAUUACCAUGUCCUUGGGAGUGUCCAUAAUUGUAAGAUUUCCCAAAAAUAUCGUUGUUAAGGGAGGAGAAAUAUAUUAUAGUUUCAUGUUAUGUUACGGUUUCAUGUUAAUUCUUGCUGUUGUUAUUUUCUUUGACGCCAUCGACUAGAUCUGAAUCGUGAUUCAACAGUUGCAGAAAAUCUAACUGACCGAGCGAAUGGACAAGCUUUAGUCGCUCAGGACGAAGAACAACGUGAACUCUCCACAGUGCACUUUGCGUUAAAUUGUAAGUGAAAACAUCAACAAUUCAAAUAUACAUAUAAUUAUAGAAUUUUUCUUUGGGCGCUCAUCUAAAAUGAUAGCAUAGCAUCUAUUAGAAAUCAUUAAAAAUUUUCAUUUCAUGUAAAGGUUUUGACAAUUUUAUGGUAGAUUCAUGUUUGAAUAGAACUUAUAGUUCUAAAAUGAGCUUGUUUAACUCUAACAAAAACCUGCUCUUCUUUAUUGUACGGCAAACUAUGAGUGAUGAUUAUUAAUUGUGUAUUUUAGUUUAAUUGUGCAGUAAUUAAAAACUGAAAGCCGAAAGGAUAUUGAUUCUUUUUCCGAAGGUUAUGAUUUGCAUGAAUCUUAAGAUAGGAAUGUUGAUUUUCUUUUCACAUACAUCGCCCUUUGAUAACAACGUAGACAACGAUUUUUCAGCAAGCCCAAAUGAAUUACAUACAAAUCAAGAGAAAGGAAGCCUGCGUCUGGUGUCUGAAAUGUUAUCUGAGGAAAAGACUUCUCAAAGUUCUUUUAUGGAACUACCCCACCUACCAGAACCAACAAAAGAGCGUGACAACAGUUUACGAUUUUCCGUCGAAUGUCGGGAUCUGGAAAGUCUUGAAUGUCUGUGGUCUGACUAUCGCUCCGGUCGUCUAGAUUGGAUUGCCGAAAAAUUUCUUCUGACAGAUGACAUCAAAAAGAGAUUUCAUGUGGAGUCUGUCACUUUAGAAACAAGCAUACUGGAAGAGGACUAUUUGGCGUGUAAAAAGCAUCUUUUAAAAAAUUCUCGUAAGUUGGUAACAAUACUUGCUAAAGGGAUAUUUGAAGUCCUGGGUCAAGGUGUACGAAGACCGAUUAGCGCUAACCCAUGAUCAAAUUUUAAUCCGAGUUCCUUUGUUCCUUUGUUCAAAAGCCCUUUUAGAACAUUUUUUUUCUAUUCUUCUUAGAGCGUCCAAUCAUCAAAUUGGUUAUUCUGAAUUUCCUAUUAAAACUUUCCGAUCUGAAAUUAGAUUUCACACUAAUCCUGGGUUAUCUUAAUCCACUUAAGAUGUCUUAGUAUGUAAUUGCUUACUUUAUUUCUCACGCAAUUCCUCAGAAAACAGCGGAAACUCGCUUAUGGGAGAUGGUGAUGACACUGAAAUCCUGGUUACUGAAAGGGCUAUUCAAACAGCAAACACCGAUGAUCUUGGUAUUCAAACAUCCAUAGGAGCUGUUUCCCAACUGGUUGAUCAAGGCAAGAAAGUUAUACCAGUCGAAGGAAAAAAUGAGACUACAAAAGAACAACAGAUAAUUGCAGGAAAAAUUAUAGGUACAAAUGAUUUAACCACUUACAACGUUAUUUUUAUUAUUAUUCUCAAUUAUCAUCGUCAUUAUUUCAUAAAAAUAACAAUGGUAUGGGACUAACUAACAAAAUUUAGAUAUCGAUACCAUGUCCCAUUCAAUUGUCCUACUCGUUUCGUUGAGUGGAAUUUGCUUUAGAGAUAAGUUAAACAAGUUUACUUUAUUACUCACGCAAUUCCUCAGAAAACAACGGCAACUCGCUGAUGGGAGAUGGUGAUGACACUGAAAUCCUGGUUACUGAAGGGGUUUUUCAAACAGCAAACACCGGUGAUGUUGGUAUUCAAACAUCUACAGAAGCGAUAUCCCAACUGCCUGAUCAAAUCAAGGCUGUUAUAUUAGUCGAGGAAAAAAAAUGAUACUAUAGAAGAACAAGAGAUAAUUGCAGGAAUAUCGCUUCCAGAUCUUCUAUCCUCUAAUGUUUUGAACCUUUUUGUCCAUUUCCCGAAUAUUUACCCUCCACAAGAAUGGCUCGCUAUGUUUCCAUGUAUCUGUAUUAUGAUAUAAAACAAUACUAAAGGAGAUUACAUCGGAAGACUUGGUAAAUUUUUCUCUUUUGGUUCAUCUUCUUAGGGCGUGAAAGAUAUACCCCCUUAGACAGUGGGUACUUAAGUUAUCACAGGAGGAACCUAAAAACUAAAAUUGGAAGUGGCUGCGUUAUUCCCGAAACAAACAGGUAUGAAGCGUGGUUAAGCUUUCAGUCCAGAGCUUGAAUCCAAGUUCCUUGCUCAGAUUCAAAUAUUUUGCAAGAUAGAAUUUGAAAUUAAAAAAAACCGGUCAAAAUUACGUCGCUUGAGACAAGACUAGAGAUCCACCCCGCUUGUAAAAAAGGUCAAAACUCUGUGGCCACUAUUAAAACUGGAACGACACUUUCGAAACUACUGUCAUUCAAGUGAAAGAUGUAAGAUGUAAGGAAAUACUAGAAAUACCGUUUAACAAGGUGGAAAAGCACGUGAGUGACGUCAAUAACUCGACAAUUUCUUGUUAGUAAUUUUCUGUUCAUAAAAGCUUGUGAUGAGGUUUGAUGAAGUCAUUGUUAUUUUUUGAGGUUUUUUGAGGUUUCGCUCCGCAGUUAUUCACAUAGACUAUAUACCGCGAUACCACGGUGUAUGAAGAGGAGAAGAAGACUAUUACCACAACCUCAUGCAGGUACGUGCUCUGUUACUACUGCCCUGCCUCUUUACGCAAGCUUAUCGACAACAGAAGGUAUAUGAAUGCCUAAGGUGUCUGAUUGUUGUUUUCCUUUCAAUUAGAUUAAAUAAACAAAUAGAUGGAUAUAGAUUGCUCGUCUGCAGUGCAUCUUAAAUUUCUUCAUUCUUUGUGAUUCUAGCUACGUUGCUUGUCUCAGGAGAGGUUAAUCUAACAAAGAUAUGGUUAAUUAGCGCAUAAAAAUACUUUUUGAAUACCUAGAUUAUCUUCCAACAUUCUAUCUGACAAGAGGGCACUCUUCUGAAAUUUGAUGACAAGAUUUAGUACAGUUCUUGGGACUUCACACCCUCGUUUACGAGAUUACACCUGUAAUAUUAAUGAGGUCAAAAAAAAGGGGAAAAUAAUUUUACAAAGUUUCUAACUCACAGUUUGAGUUCAAAGAAAGUCCUAUCUAGAGCUGUUCUCAGCUAUCUAGGCCUUUCGUAAAUUUAAGGCUACCAACAACUUAUCAGGACGGGAAGCUGGAGCCCAAUUCAGUUAACUAUUCUACCUCGCUGAGUCGAAAUUGGGUCCUUUUGUAAUAGAGGCACUGACAGAUAUCAACUUUAAUUAUCAUGGUAAAUGAUCUUUUUUAACAGGGCAAGAAGAAGAAGAAUUUAUCAGGUCCCAUGUCCGUUGUAAUAGACAUUUAGCGAGGUAUGUUCGUUACUAUAGGACCCGUAUAAGGGUUGCCUUUUCCGUUAAUCCUUUAGGCAAGCUUAUUCAUAAAAAAGAAACUCCAAUGUGUAAUGGUAUUACCCUUAGUGCUUGGCAAAAAAUUUUUAAGCAAUAGAGCUAACUGAAAAAAAUUUGGAAGUAGGUUUUUAAUUUGAAUCUCUUAAAAGUAGCCAAUCCUACUAUUGAUUUUAGUUGAUUUUUGUAAACUCUUCUCAGCGGCGUGAACACCCGUUGCAUCGAAGAUAUCCGUCUAUUUGUGAAUAACUAUUCUGAUGUGAACUUGUUUCUGACUGUUUAGUUACAGUUCUGGUAUGCAUGACAAACUUUUUCUCACAAAGAGCUGCAUAUCACGACGGAAAGAACUGACAUUGAUAAUGAAAGCAAUACUACGAAAACUAAGUGGUCAAAUAGAGGCAGUUGCCAUUUCAGGACAUGUCUGAGUGUUUUUUUCUCCGUAAUUGUUACAAGUUCCCUCUUUUCCUCCCUACAAAUUGAAAUGUUUCUUUUUGACAAAUACAUAAUGAAUUUUCAUGAACACGCGUGUUCUUGCUCUGAUUCAAACGCUUUACUUGGCGAGUAUAUUUACAUUAUUGGCAAAGCGUGUGGUCAGGAUGGCUGGGUAUUGACCAAGGUCUUUUUUUAAGGACCGAAAAGAAGUCGAGGUCAAUAAAAACGCAAAAAGGAAGAGGCCAAUAUCUAACCAUCUUAACCAAACCAGCUUGGUUAAUAAACGAUUUAGUAAAUAGCAAAAAGAUAAAGCUUUAUUAAGAAUCAAGAAUGACUUAUUUCGAGUGCCAGGAAGGAAAGCCAACUGUGUUUGUAGCACAAUACAUAAACCCUUGAGAUUCGUGUAUGUUUUCUUUAUCUUCACUUCCUUUCGCCGCCUUUUGCAUCUCAGAACAAUUUUUAUAUUGCGCUUGGUGAAAGUAGUUAAUCUUGAGCGGGCAAGAUGGGUCCAUCUUUCCUACUCGAGUAGCCAAUCAGACACAGGUUUCGCUUCAUAUUGCUCACGCGCGCUGCCAGCGAUAUGAUAAACUAAAUCACUAUGAAACGCAAGCCUCUUUACUCUCAAGAACAUAUGUUAAAUUAGGUAUGCUGUAAAUGGUUUAAAGAACAUUGUGGUUCUCAAUUACAAAGGUCCGUGUAGUGUAUUUGCAUGUUAACCAAAAGUAAAAAUCGAAUUCUAACGUUGUAUAACAAGCUAAUACCAUCAUUUUGGUUUGGUUUGCAUUUAUUAAUCAUGUCUGUCUGUAUGUUUGUUGUUUUAUUUAAUCGUAGAAUCGUACCUCCGGUUCAUCAUUCCGAGCAGAUAUUGAAUAGAGAUAAAGAUUCCGCUGCCAGGAUACAAGGUGAAGCUUAUCACAACUAUAAAUUUUAAUUGAUGUUUAGGCGAAGAAUUAUGAGAAUCGCCUCUUCUACCUAGCGUGUACUAUAAUGGGAUCACGAGAAUUAAUCAUAAGUUGCAUGGCGAGCGAUGUCCGGUCAACGUCUGAGGUCUGAAUCAGAUGCGUCUUUCAUAGAAAUAUGACCCUGGAAGAGGUUGCAACGUUUUGAAAAUUGAUAACGGUUCGAGGAAUGUGAAAUUUUUUACAACCAAAUUGAGGGACUUUACUUGUUACGGAGGAUGUUCGGGCAAUAAGAAGCAAGACGACUAGCAUCGCGAUCCACAUUGGAGCCGACUACAUCGUGAGACAAACGAUUAUAUUUUAAUGCAAGUUAUUUUGUUUGGAGUUACACUCAGCUAACACGUAGACUCUUUUUUAACAUCAUUUAAUCAAUAUCUUGUUCGCCCCUCUUGGCAAAUAUAAUAGAAAAUAGAAAAUGUGAGCUUCUUUAUAUUCUUUUAACCUUAACGAUGUAUGAUUUAUGCAAGAUCUACGAGAAGGCAAAGGUUUCUCUGAUGACUUUGACCCCCCUGAAAGUCCACCCUCUAAAGAUGGCCCAAAACGAAGGUAAAAAGUCUACUUUGUCAACAGCUCAUCGGUAAAACAUACCAUACAUAGCAAGAAAAAUUUAUGCAGAAGAUUGCUUUCUGUUUGGCCAUUCAAAUACCCUGAAGCAUUCUUUAAAGUGCUCUGUUUGGUUAAAUUCAGUGUGGCUUUUAGAGUAAACCCACUGCCGACGCUACAGUGGAUAACCAGGUGGCUGUUCAGAAAACACUAUGCUACCCCGAAUAUCACGAUGAUGAUAAUCAAUAAAUAGUCCUAGUACUAUUUACACCGUUAGGUUUGAAUCUUAUUUCCUCCUCCUCCUCCUUCCUAACAAUCUUUGUUAGCCGGAUCAUGUUUAAAGAGAAAAUAAAAUUAAGAAACAGUCGAAGGGAGGAAUGGCUAGAAAACUCACGACUGCUUAUGGCAAGGAGACAAAGGUAAAAAAGUUUACUUUGUCAGCAGCUCAUCGGUAAAACAUGGCAUACACAGCAAGAAAAAUUUCUGUCUGCUGAGGGUUGUUUUCUGUUUAGCCAGUAAAAUACCCUGAAGCAUUCUUUAAAGUGCUCUGUUUGGUUAAAAUCAGUGUGGCUUUUAGAGUAGACCCACUGCCGACGCUUCGGUGGAUAACCAAGUAGCUGGUCGGAGGACGCCAUGCUACCCCGACUAUCACGAUGAUGAUAAUCAAUAAAUAGUAUUAACUCUAUCUUCACCAUUAGGUUUGGAUCUUAUUUCCUCUAUUUCUCAUCUUUGUUAGCUCGAGGAGGUUUGAACGGAGAAUAAUUGUAAGAGGGAGGCCAAUGGAGGCAUCGCUAGGAAAAACACAAGAGUCAGUGUCCAUUCCUAGAUUUAAAGGUACACUCAGUCAAACAUACUUGGUUAACGAUUUUAUUAAUUUAAUUUCCUCGAGACAUAUCAUUUCCUAGAAGUAAAGCCAAAUCAACAUGAUCAAUGCCAUAUACUUCUUACCUCGAAAUUUUUUAAAAAUUUUCUUUUUUCCCAAAAAAAAAGAGAAAAAACACAGGCAACGCUAAAAUGUUCUCAAUCUUGUACAAAUAACCAAUACACACAGUUUUUGUUAAAAAUUUUCAAUUAAAUUGUGUGACCUUUGCUUUUUUGUGGGGGGAAGGGUGGGGGAAGUGUGGUGGAGGGGGUUGGGGUCUCGCGAAUCCUCCAAACUCUUUCCCAUAGAUCCGCUGCUGUCGUUGCAGCCUCUGCUAUGCAUAACCAUCUUCGAUGUUCGUUCUAAAUGAACCGCAAAUAGAAGUUUUACUAGGGUGUAUGAAGAGACAUUUUUAUCACUAGAAAUCCCAAAUUCGUAUCUCUUAUGGUGGAGGCUCGAGCGAUAAGAAGAUAGAAGACUAGUAGCAUGCAGUCGAAACAUCGUGAUCUAUAUAGGAACCGACUACAUCAUGAGACAAACGACUAUAUUUCAAUAUAAAAGUAGAGGCGUGUAAUGGGCCCCGUAUAUUAUUUGGAGUCAACUCGGGUAACACGUUAGCCCUUUUUUAGCAUCAUGUAAUCAAUAUCUUGUUAGCGCCUCGUGAUUAAUAUAAUAGAAAAUAAAGAAUGUGAGCUUCUUUAUAUUACUUUAACCUUAACGAUGUAUGAUUUAUUCAAAAGGUCUACAAGAAGCCAAAGUUCCUUCUGACAUUUUCGACACUCAUAAAGGUCGACUAUGGUCUAAAGAUGGCAAAGACGAAGACAAAAAGUCCAAAUUGUCCACCGCUCAUCGGUAUGAUAAAUUAAAUCACUAUGAAACGCAAGCCUCUACCUACAAGUACAUAUGUUAAAUUAGGUAUUCUGUAGAUGGUUGAAAGAACGUUAUGAUUCUUAAUCCAAAAGGUCCAUGAAAAUUAGGACUCAUUUUAUAUAAGACCAGCGUGCGUAUUGUAGCGGCUUUCCAUACAUCGUGCAGUUGCAAGAAAGUAACCGCGACUAGAAAGUUUGACGUUGAUCGAAUGAUUAAUAAUUGCAUUUAUUAAUCGUGUCUGUCUGUAUGUUUGUUGUUUUAUUUAAUCAUAGUUUGAAGCCUGACUCUUCAAUAUCUACUUGGAAUGAUGUACCAGAUAAUGAAUUUGCAGCUAGGAUGCAAGGUGAAGUUUUUUCAAUCUUCUCUCUUAGAAAUUUCAAAGCUAAUCACAACGGUAAAUUUUAAUUGAUGUUUAGGCGAAGAGUUAAGAGAAUCGCUUCUUUUACCCAGCGUGUACAAUAAUGGGGAUCACGAGAAAUAAACAUACCAUCUUCGAUGUUCGUUCUAAAGGAACCGCAAACAGAAGAUUUCUUAAGGUGUAAGAAGAGACACUUAAAAACUAGAAGUACUUAUUCUUAAGACCCUGGCUAGAGCUACAUUUUAACAACUAGGAAACUACCGCCUUAUCAAUAUUAUGAAGUUAAAUGAAGAUUUGAAGAUAAAGAGAAGCAUUGUCUGCGCUCACAUCGAGGAGCUCUGGUCAAGAAAAACAUCCGUUUAAAGCCGUAAGACCCAUAGGAAAUGUACUUAGGAUUUUGAGAAAACAGAACAGUUGUUCGAACUCCUAAUCAUGAAAUGACAAACUCAAGUCUAAGCUAACAAUUGAGAGAUAAAAAGACAGAUGAAUCGAGACAUUUGUGUAAUAAGAUAGUUGGUGAGUUUGGAGGUUGGUUUGCAGAUUGUUUAAGUGUUAUCCUCGCCGUACUAAUAUCAACUCAAACUGAUGUAGAGUACUGUGUGCUCAAGAGUAUGAGGGUCAAACUAAUAUCUGCGCAUUUGAAUUAUAAUCGAAAGAAGGAAGAACUUGGUUUCUUUUUUCCUCUGAAAGAAGUAGGACCGGACAGUUUUUUAAAAUGACAAUUUCCUUGACAUAACAGGAGGUCCAAAUGGUUCCAUUUUGGUAAAUUUUCUAAGAGUACGGCCUCGGGCCUCAGUAUGAUGAUGACUGCUAAAUAUCAACCUGUCCGAUGGCAGGUGUGGGCUGCAAUUUUGGAGAGAUAAAAAUUAUACAAAGUGGAACCCAAAUCAAUCAACCAUACUACCUUGUUGAAUCGAAAUGAUUUUGGUCCUUUCAUAACAGUUGGAGUGUUUAAACAAGAGGAGGACAGUUGAGAUGUGUCAGGCCGAGGAAAAGAGUUUACCCCAGCAGGGUCUGUUUAUUAUUUUCAGAGUCACUUCUUCUGUGAAUACUUUAAUAAAGUGUAAUCGUAGUCAAGAAGGAAAAGGAAAGGGACGAGUUGAUUUCUAUAGAGGAAUCUCUCUUAUACAACUUGGAAAAAAUAUUCAACACAGAGAUCAAUUGCAAAUGAUUCGAAAUAGGUAGGAGAGUUUUCAAAUAGUCAGAAUAUUUUCAGUGGUGUGCUUUUGAUUGGUGGUCUAUUACUUCCGACAAUGACGUCCGUGUAAAUACUCUGAUUCAAAAUUGAAUUUGACUAUUGGUCGCACUUCUGAUCUGCGGGGGCAUUAAAGUGUGACGGGGGGAAUUGCUGUUGGCGAAGUUGCUUUCGGAACCGUUGGCCAAAUUCAUUGUAAAAUCUUACUUAGCAGCUAACAUGGUUGGGGAAUCAGCGUACGAUGAAGGAUAUUAGAUGUACGUAAUCAUGUAUUUAGAGGGAUGCUUUUCUUUAAUAGAGUAUCAUGGUGAUGGGAUGAAGUGAAAUCUAAAAGAUACUAACACUAUUUAAAAAAUUGAGUGCUCGAGUUAAUGCAGUUGCCAAAUAGGAAAAUGUUUGAGGGUUAUCAAAAUUGCAUAGAACGUUUUAGUUGUGUUUCAAGUGAGCACUUUCCUAAUAGGGCUGGUAAAUUAUGAACCAGCUAGUAUCAUUAUUUGGUUUGUGAUGUUUGUUUCUGAAUUUUGGCUUUUUAUUAUUUUAGGUCCAAGCAAGGGUUCUAACUGAGUUUGAGUUUGAAGCUAUUUCUGACCGCGACCAUGAUCCUUGUUCUGAAGUCAAGUACAUUAAGACAUCCUGUUUGAGUCCCGGUAGGGACUCAACUUAGAAUUUCAAACGGUCGGAGAGUUAAAGAAAACAAAAUAUACAAUUGAACACUUCGCUGAAAAUUCAGAGAAUAAAAGGCAGAUUCAAAAGAUAUUUAGAAGCUACCAGGAAAAAUGUGAGAGGACUGUAUUUCUGUACUUACGAUGACCACGCAGUCCAACGUCAGUCUAUAUUGAAUGAGAAUAGGAAGGACUGCAGAGUGCAAAGUCAAGCCAAAAAA
This is a messenger RNA of Pocillopora meandrina, 13646 nucleotides long. The record is from the annotation of a GenBank genome assembly. NCBI's taxonomy places the organism in Eukaryota, Metazoa, Cnidaria, Anthozoa, Scleractinia, Pocilloporidae.